AUGUCAAGUACCAUCUAUUGCAAUCAAAACAAACCCUUAUUCAAGGUAAACAUUCCAAGAAGAGUAAGAAACAGAAACUCAAAGCAACCUUUGAAACCAAAACCUGUUACCUACGAUACCUGUUUUAAUAUCUUUUUGAAAGAUCCUAAGAAUAUCACAAUCCCUCAACCACCAAACUGGGUAUUACAAGAACUCGAGACCAUUCGAAUUAUAUAUCCAAGCAAACAGAAGCCCAAACCCAGAAAGCAAGUCACUAGUAAUCCUUCUAAACCCAUAAAUGGUUUUAUUUUAUUUAGAUCUUAUUAUUCUCGCUGGGGAUAUGGUAUUAAACAAACAAUGCUCUCUCAGCUUCUAGCUAAAUUUUGGAAAUCUUCGGAUACAGACCAAGCGCUUUGGGACUAUUUUGCGCUCCAGUACAGUACAGUGGGGUGUGAGAUGGGUGUGUGGGUGUGA
Molecule: messenger RNA, 453 nt
Organism: Naumovozyma castellii
Lineage: Eukaryota; Fungi; Ascomycota; Saccharomycetes; Saccharomycetales; Saccharomycetaceae
Gene: HMLALPHA1
Product: transcriptional co-activator mating type protein alpha
Exons: 1
Coding region: 1-453 (150 amino acids)
Source: RefSeq, a predicted model, not a curated record